UAGAGUCGCCGCUCGAUUAGGGGAGGGGGGAAGCAGAGCGGCCCUGCGCGACGCGGCGCACGCCGAUUGCGUCACCGCCGACCGGCCACGCGACGAGCCGGGGUGGGGAGCGACUUCCGUUUCCUGAGCGACGAGCCUCACCUGGCUGGGGGCCGUGCCCCCCAUUUCUCCGCCCAUCUUCCACCAUGACCGAUUUGAUCCUCAACGUGGACUUUGUUGCCUCUGAGCCCCCCAAAAAGAAGGAAAGUGGGAACCAAAAGCACCGGAGCUUCGUGCAGCGGCGACGGGUGCUGGAGCGGCGUGGGGUGCUGAGGCAGAAACAGCUUCCGCCGCCCGGCAGCGCCUCAAAACCGGGCCCCAAGCGCCAGCAGGGCGGCAAGACCCCCAAGAAGGCAAAACCCCCCCAACCUGCGCCAUGCCCCAAAUCCAACAGCCCUUCGUCUCUCAGCGCGGCCAAAACUGCCUCCACCGCGACACAGCCUCCUAGCAAGCCCAAACCGGUGGCCAAGGCGAAGCUGCAAGCUCCCAGAAUCCCCAUCCAGCCCAGCAAACUGGUGGCCAUUGACUGCGAGAUGGUGGGAACUGGUCCUGGUGGCCGCACCAGUGACCUGGCUCGCUGCAGCAUUGUGGGCUACCACGGUGACAUCCUCUACGACCGCUACAUCCGUCCCGCUGCGCCCAUCGUCGACUACCGAACCCGCUGGAGCGGCAUCCGACGGCACCACAUGGUGAACGCUGUCCCCUUUAGCAAAGCCCAGCGAGAGAUCCUGCGCAUCCUCUCUGGGAAGAUCGUUGUCGGCCACGCCAUCUCCAACGACUUCAAGGCCCUCAAGUACUUCCACCCGAAGGCGCUGACGCGGGACACCUCCAGGAUGCCACUGCUCAACCGCAGGGGCGGCUUUCCCGAGAACAUCAGCGUCUCCCUGAAGCGCCUCACCAAGGAACUGCUGCACAGGGACAUCCAGGUCGGGACGAGCGGCCACUCCUCGGUGGAGGACGCCCGAGCUACCAUGGAGCUCUACAAAGUGGUGGAAGCUGAGUGGGAGCAACACCUGCUGCUUAACCCCGAGCAGGAGUGAGCGCCCCUCGGCCCCAUCCUGCAUCCCGAAAGGAUCCAGAGCCCGCAGGGCAGAGCUCCAAGAGGCUGCUCCGUCCAUCCAGGCGAGGUAGCGGGAAAGGAGACAGCGGGAACGCGGAGCCAAGAGGGCCCAUUCCUCAUCCUGAUGCUCCUCACGUGCCUUGUUAACGCCACUGCUCUCCUGCACUGGGGGAGCGCUGGGACCAGCCCGUGCCUUCCCUUGGGGGGGAUCCCUGGGGUCCUGAGCCCCCUUGGAGUGGCUCAGCGGUGCCAAAACCACCUAAGCCAGAGCCAGGGUGCGGCGCUGGGGUUCUGCCGGCGCUUACCGGAGCACAGAGCCGUUUCCCAAGGGAAUCGGUGGCCAGGGUGGACUCCUUCCCCUCCCGGUUCUUCCCAUCUUGCAAAACUACCUCUGACAAUGGUGCAGGAACCGCCAAAGGGCUCGGGGCGCUGGGAGCGGGCAGCGCCCGGCAGGCGGGAAGCAAAUCCUGCUGGGAAGUCCCCGCUCCUGAUCCGAAGCUGCUCCCCGUCGAGGAUUUGGGUGCCCAUCUUCCUUGUUACGUAAACGCUGCUGCGGGGGCCGGGACGAGCCCGGGCACGGGGCACCUGGUGUCACCAGGAGGCCGUGUCCUCCGCCAGCGGCUCCAAACGCCGACGUGCGAUUGUUCCCUGAGCUCCGGAACGUUCCCUGAGCUCUGUGAGGGCUGCUUUGAUCUUCAGGUUUAUUACAAAACCUCAAUUAAAAAGGAAUGAUUAACGAGCCUUUCCUUUAGACGGUGGUGCAGGGGUAUGGAGAGGAGUUCCAGGUGUGGGGAUGGCCAGAGAGAGCGGGAAGGGAAUUUCCCUUCCAUGUUGUCCUUUGGAAUGAAGUGGGUGCCCCCAAACCAGGCCGAGGUGGACGAUGGGGCUGAGAUGGACACAGAUCGAGCUCCUAAGGGCUGCGGAGCUGGAGAACUCCGGCCAAGCGCUCUCUGCCGAGCUGCUGCUGGUCCUCAUUCCCAGUUUAUGGCUGGGCUGCCACCAGCUGUCACCCAGCACCCACCGGCA
Cuculus canorus (common cuckoo) is the source of this 2125-nucleotide messenger RNA. It is a transcript of the gene ISG20L2, whose product is annotated as interferon stimulated exonuclease gene 20 like 2. The transcript has 4 exons. The record is from RefSeq and is a predicted model, not a curated record. Gene Ontology annotation, molecular function: nucleic acid binding; 3'-5'-RNA exonuclease activity. Bases 186 to 1079 code for a protein of 297 amino acids. NCBI's taxonomy places the organism in Eukaryota, Metazoa, Chordata, Aves, Cuculiformes, Cuculidae. Gene Ontology annotation, cellular component: nucleus.